Bipolaris zeicola 26-R-13 is the source of this 1596-nucleotide messenger RNA. RefSeq lists its product as uncharacterized. Bases 1 to 1596 code for a protein of 531 amino acids. Gene Ontology annotation, biological process: proteolysis. Gene Ontology annotation, molecular function: dipeptidyl-peptidase activity; serine-type exopeptidase activity. NCBI's taxonomy places the organism in Eukaryota, Fungi, Ascomycota, Dothideomycetes, Pleosporales, Pleosporaceae. The record is from RefSeq and is a predicted model, not a curated record. The transcript has 3 exons.
AUGCAUGCUAUGCUGUAUCUUCUUCUUUCCCUGGCUCGACAUUCCGGAAAGCCAGACCCGCAAGGACAAAUACAAAUCGCAAAAAGAGAGGCACCCCCAGGCACUGAAGACAAUCCUGCUAUUGGGUACUUCGAGCAGCCGAUUGAUCACCAUAACCCCAGCCUUGGACCAUUCAAAAUGCGCUAUUCUUGGAGCAACGAGUUCUGGAAGGGCCCAGGCUCGCAUAUUGUACUCUGGCUACCUGGAGAGACCGAUGCGUCUCCUUUCUAUUUGUGGUACGGAAACUACAGUUCGACAGAAUUUUACUUCAGCCAGGGACAGUUAGCCAGCAAUCUUGGAGCAGCAUACGUAGUACUCGAAAAUCGAUAUUAUGGAGAGUCCUCACCAUACCCGGAACUGACUACUGCGAACCUAAAGUGUCUCACGUUUGAUCAAGUCAUGCACGAUACUGUCAACUUUGCUAAGAAUGUUAAGCUACCAUUCGCUGCCAAUAGCACUGCGUCUGAUGUGCCAUGGGUACUCGCUGGUGGCUCAUACAGUGGUAUCAUCACCGUUGAUAUUGCGACAAAGCUACCUGGCACUUUCUGGGCGUAUUGGGCGACGAGUGCUGCAGUACAUUCAGAGCUAGAGUACUGGAGGCAAAGCGAUAGUUUUCUGAAAGCAGGACCAAAGAACUGCACAAAAGAUGUGGCACAGGUCAUCGAUUAUAUCGACAGUGUGCUGUUGAAUGGUUCCCAAAAGGAAAUUGACAUACUCAAAGCCAAUUUUGGUCUUCAGAACCUGACCCACAACGAGGAUUUUGUUAACACGCUUAGUGGGGACCCUGAACUUUGGCUCAACGUGCAGUUCGAUAUCAACGCCGCCCCGGAUGUAAUGAAUAUUUAUCAAUGGUGUGAUACUAUUGAGGGUGUCUGGAACCCGGCGACUCGGAAUUACACACAUUCCAAGCUUCCUGGCAUCGAAGGCGUCAAGAAUUACAGGCUACCUGGAAUGUGCAAAGACGGCUUCGGCAAGCACUAUCCUGGACUAUACAGUGAAAAUAGUACCUACUGCGAGGACUCGUACGACCCCAACAACCCGUUCUAUACAGACAUCAGCGUUGGAAAUCCUUGGAACCGACAAUAUCUCUGGUUUGAAUGCAACGAGGCGAUUGGCGGCUGGACCGCAGGUGCACCCAAAGGCACUCCAUCCCUCAUCAGCCGCUUACUCGAUGUUAAGUAUGGAUACCACAUGUGCGAAAUGUUGUUUCCUAAAGGGCCUAAUGGGGAGACAUACGGCUUACGCACUGUAGACCAGUUCAAUGAGUAUUGGGGUGGUUGGAAUAUUGGAAAUACGACUCGAUUGUUAAUUGCCAAUGGAGAGUACGACUAUUGGAGACCGACUACGUUUGCAUCGGAAGUUCGUCCCGGGGGUCCCCUCCAGAGCACAGCGCAGCUUCCCGCCUAUCUUGUACCGGGUGGUUAUCAUUGCAGUGAUUGUCUUUAUUAUCGGAAUGCUCGCCGUAACGAACCUGUACGGAUGGUGAUUCAAGAAAUACUUGCACAACUAGAAGCUUGGGUGAAGGAGUGGCCAGGAAAGAAAAGUUCUUCUAGUUAG